AUGGGACACCCGUCCUUUCCGACGGCUGAUCAGGUUGGGUUUCAUAUCGGAAUAAAAAAACUAAAACUAUUUUUUUCAGCACAAUAUUUUUCAAGCCCCUUCGAACUGCGACAACGCGCUCCAUCACCGUCUAGCCCCACGGCUUCCUGCGUCUAGGAAGAGGGAAACUCCGUCCUUUCCGACGGCUGAUCAGGUUGGUUUCAUAUCGGAAUAAAAAAACUAAAACUAUUUUUUUCAGCACAAUAUUUUCAAGCCCCCUUCGAACUGCGACAACGCGCUCCAUCACCGUCUAGCCCCACGGCUUCCUGCGUCUAGGAAGAUGGGAAACUCCGUCCUUUCCGACGGCUGAUCAGGUUGGUUUCAUAUUGGAAUAAAAACUAAAAACUAUUUUUCAGCACAAUAUUUUUCAAGCCCCUUCGAACUGCGACAACGCGCUCCAUCACCGUCUAGCCCCACGGCUUCCUGCGUCUAGGAAGAGGAAACUCCGUCCUUUCCGACGGCUGAUCAGGUUGGUUUCAUAUCGGAAUAAAAAAACUAAAAACUAUUUUUUUCAGCACAAUAUUUUUCAAGCCCCUUCGAACUGCGACAACGCGCUCCAUCACCGUCUAGCCCCCACGGCUUCCUGCGUCUAGGAAAGAGGGAAACUCCGUCCUUUCCGACGGCUGAUCAGGUUGGUUUCAUAUCGGAAUAAAAAAACUAAAAACUAUUUUUUUCAGCACAAUAUUUUCAACCCCCUUCAAACUGCGACCACACGCUCCUCCACCGUCUAGCCUACGGCUUCCUGCGUCUAGGAAGAUGGGCACCCGUCCUUUCCGACGGCUGAUCAGGUUGGGUUUCAUAUCGGAAUAAAAAAACUAAAACUUUUUUUUUCAGCACAAUAUUUUCAACCCCCUUAAACUGCGACCACACGCUCCUCCACCGUCUAGCCUACGGCUUUCUGCGUCUAGGAAGAUGGGCGUCCGUCCUUUCCGACGGCUGAUCAGGUUGGGUUUCAUAUCGGAAUAAAAACUAAAACUAUUUUUUCAGCACAAUAUUUUCAAGCCCCUCCGAAGUGCGACAACGCGUUUCUUCAUCGUCUGGCCCCACGGCUUCCUGCGUCUAGGAAGAGGAAACUCCGUCCUUUCCGACGGCUGAUCAGGUUGGUUUCAUAUCGGAAUAAAAACUAAAACUAUUUUUUCAGCACAAUAUUUUCAAGCCCCUUCGAAGUGCGACAACGCGCUCCAUCACCGUCUAGCCCCACGGCUUCCUGCGUCUAGGAAGAGGGAAACUCCGUCCUUUCCGACGGCUGAUCAGGUUGGGUUUCAUAUUGGAAUAAAAAAACUAAAACUAUUUUUUUCAGCACAAUAUUUUCAACCCCCUUCAAACUGCGACCACACGCUCCUCCACCGUCUAGCCUACGGCUUCCUGCGUCUAGGAAGAUGGGCACCCGUCCUUUCCGACGGCUGAUCAGGUUGGUUUCAUAUCGGAAUAAAAAAACUAAAACUUUUUUUUUCAGCACAAUAUUUUCAACCCCCUUAAACUGCGACCACACGCUCCUCCACCGUCUAGCCUACGGCUUUCUGCGUCUAGGAAGAUGGGCGUCCGUCCUUUCCGACGGCUGAUCAGGUUGGGUUUCAUAUCGGAAUAAAAAAACUAAAACUAUUUUUUUCAGCACAAUAUUUUUCAAGCCCCUCCGAAGUGCGACAACGCGUUUCUUCAUCGUCUGGCCCCACGGCUUCCUGCGUCUAGGAAGAGGGAAACUCCGUCCUUUCCGACGGCUGAUCAGGUUGGGUUUCAUAUCGGAAUAAAAAAACUAAAAACUAUUUUUUUCAGCACAAUAUUUUUCAAGCCCCUUCGAACUGCGACAACGCGCUCCAUCACCGUCUAGCCCCACGGCUUCCUGCGUCUAGGAAGAUGGGCACCCGUCCUUUCCGACGGCUGAUCAGGUGGGUUUCAUAUUGGAAUAAAAAAACUAAAAACUAUUUUUUUCAGCACAAUAUUUUCAAGCCCCUACGAAGUGCGACAACGCGUUUCUUCAUCGUCUGGCCCCACGGCUUCCUGCGUCUAGGAAGAUGGGCGUCCGUCCCUUCCGACGGCUGAUCAGGUGGGUUUCAUAAUGGCAUAAAAACUAAAACUAUUUUUUCAGCACAAUAUUUUCAAGCCCCUACGAAGUGCGACAACGCGUUUCUUCAUCGUCUGGCCCCACGGCUUCCUGCGUCUAGGAAGAUGGGCGUCCGUCCUUUCCGACGGCUGAUCAGGUGGGUUUCAUAUUGGAAUAAAAACUAAAACUAUUUUUUCAGCACAAUAUUUUCAAGCCCCUACGAAGUGCGACAACGCGCUCCAUCACCGUCUAGCCCCACGGCUUUCUGCGUCUAGGAAGAUGGGCGUCCGUCCUUUCCGACGGCUGAUCAGGUGGGUUUCAUAUCGGAAUAAAAACUAAAACUAUUUUUUCAGCACAAUAUUUUCAAGCCCCUCCGAAGUGCGACAACGCGUUUCUUCAUCGUCUGGCCCCACGGCUUCCUGCGACUAGGAAGAUGGGAAACUCCGUCCUUUCCGACGGCUGAUCAGGUUGGGUUUCAUAUCGGAAUAAAAAAACUAAAACUAUUUUUUUCAGCACAAUAUUUUUCAAGCCCCUUCGAACUGCGACAACGCGCUCCAUCACCGUCUAGCCCCACGGCUUCCUGCGUCUAGGAAGAUGGGCACCCGUCCUUUCCGACGGCUGAUCAGGUGGGUUUCAUAUUGGAAUAAAAACUAAAACUAUUUUUUCAGCACAAUAUUUUCAAGCCCCUCCGAAGUGCGACAACGCGUUUCUUCAUCGUCUGGCCCCACGGCUUCUUGCGUCUAGGAAGAGGAAACUCCGUCCUUUCCGACGGCUGAUCAGGUGGGUUUCAUAUCGGAAUAAAAAAACUAAAAACUAUUUUUUUUCAGCACAAUAUUUUCAAGCCCCCUUCGAACUGCGACAACGCGCUCCAUCACCGUCUAGCCCCACGGCUUCCUGCGUCUAGGAAGAUGGGCACCCGUCCUUUCCGACGGCUGAUCAGGUGGGUUUCAUAUUGGAAUAAAAAAACUAAAACUAUUUUUUUUCAGCACAAUAUUUUUCAAGCCCCUACGAAGUGCGACAACGCGUUUCUUCAUCGUCUGGCCCCACGGCUUCCUGCGUCUAGGAAGAUGGGCGUCCGUCCUUUCCGACGGCUGAUCAGGUGGGUUUCAUAUUGGAAUAAAAAAACUAAAAACUAUUUUUUUCAGCACAAUAUUUUCAAGCCCCUUCGAACUGCGACAACGCGCUCCAUCACCGUCUAG
Messenger RNA from Caenorhabditis auriculariae, 3279 nucleotides. NCBI's taxonomy places the organism in Eukaryota, Metazoa, Nematoda, Chromadorea, Rhabditida, Rhabditidae. The record is from the annotation of a GenBank genome assembly.